UCGCCUUGACAACGCGUGGGAUUCCAAGCCGCUGGUGCUUCGGUGAGCUCCGGGCAUCCGGCCGCGAUGCUGAAGGCCAAGAUCCUGUUCGUGGGGCCCUGCGAGAGUGGAAAAACUGUUUUGGCCAACUUUCUAACUGAAUCUUCGGACAUUACUGAAUAUAACCCAACCCAAGGAGUGAGGAUCCUGGAAUUUGAGAACCCACAUGUUACCAGUAACAGCAAAGGCACAGGGUGUGAAUUCGAGCUUUGGGACUGUGGUGGCGACUCAAAGUUCGAGUCCUGCUGGCCAGCCCUGAUGAAGGACGCUCAUGGAGUAGUGAUUGUCUUCAAUGCUGACAUCCCAAGCCACCUGAAGGAGAUCGAAAUGUGGUAUUCCUGCUUUGUCCAGCAGCAGUUCUUACAGGAUGCUCAGUGCCUGCUAAUUGCACAUCACAAACCAGGCUCUGGAGGUGACACAGGAAGCUUGGCUCUGUCACCACCCCUGAACAAGCUGAAGCUGGUGCACUCGAACCUUGAGGAGGACCCUGAAGAGAUCCGGAUGGAAUUCAUAAAGUAUUUAAAAAGUGUCAUCAAUUCUGUGUCUGAGAGCAGAGACCGAGAAGAGAUGUCAAUUAUCACAUAACUUCCCCUGGGAAGUUUCUUCACUUCCCAGAAGAAAUCAACUUCUUCCCCUGUGCACAUCCAAAAUCUCAUCCAGCUUCUCCUGCUUUCUCUCCUCCUUUCCUGCCAGAAGGUACCAGUCAGGCAGGAGUUGGCUCACCACCAUCUGUCCUUAGUUCAUUUAGGAAAAUCCUCUCACCGAAUUCUGACCUCAGACCUUCCCAAAGACCUAGAAAAUCAAGGGAUUUUUUUUCAUUCCUUCACAUACAUUAAAUUAUAACAAUUGCAGAGUUGUAACUAUCGUUGCCCAAAGAUAUAACA
Castor canadensis (American beaver) is the source of this 923-nucleotide messenger RNA. RefSeq names its product intraflagellar transport 22 (gene Ift22). NCBI's taxonomy places the organism in Eukaryota, Metazoa, Chordata, Mammalia, Rodentia, Castoridae. The record is from RefSeq and is a predicted model, not a curated record.